GCCUCAUCUUUCAGAGCCCGGCAACCAAUAUUGGAGAGAGAUUUGAGGAACGAAAGAAACAAUAAACAUCCCCAAUACAGUUUCUUACAAUAAUUGCAACAAUUUUCCUUUCAAGGAAGCGAUACAAACUUUACGACUUCUUAUUUUUCCCAUUUCUAUUUUGCGCUUUCAAAUUACAUAUUGAAGUACUUUUGAAUGAGGACUUCAAUGACUUUGCUGCGCUGAAUUUUGGUUUUCCUUUUCAAACCCCCAAAAGUAUUCAUCUACCUCUCGUACCCAUACCUUAAAAAGGAAGAGUCUCCUUCAUCGGUAACACACAUACUAUUUGCGAUCGCGACGCGAAAAAAGGAAAUUCAAAAAAAACUUUGAACCGCGAGACUACGUGAUGGCCUCGACCAACGGGAUUCUCAGUCCCCCCACUCAACCGCAUUUAGACAUUACACUAUCAGCGAAACGAAAACGCGACGAUAACAUUGAUCAGCCCGCUCUCAUAAAUGGCAUCACUAACGAAUCCAAAAUCGCAAUUACAGAAGAACCGGCGACGAUAGAUACACAAGGACUUGUUCAGGAUUUGAUUGAUGUUCUGAGAAGGUGAGUUUGACAUUGGCAGGAACCUUCCCACUCUGCUCAGAAGAGAUAGUCCCCUUGUAUAGCAUAGCAUAGCAUGGCAUAGCAUCAAUCCAACUCAAUCUUUUUUACUGAUCUGAAAUCCCUAGUCAUGACCCCUCGCCCUCGAUCUUAACACGACCCCUUCCUGAACCAACCCCAUCGAUCGAACCUCAAGCCAAGAGACAAAAGUCAGAUGGCCCGACUGACUCGCCGACUAUUCUCUCACGCGCGUCGGCAAAUAAAUAUCUCACUAUCGAUGAGGUUCUCAAAGAUAUUGAUACUGCGGCAUCCGAUAUUAUAGAGAGGCUACAGUUAUCCAAUGGCGCGAAUCGCAAUCAAUACAUACCUGUUCCCGCUGGACAGUCGGAACUAUCUGCCAAGAUUUUGGCCUUCAAGAAGAAGGCUCAUGAGCUUGUGCGCAGAGAAAAGGCUAACAUAGGACUACAAGCAAAGGCAAACAGCAACCCGGUGAUCAAUUCUAGUAGUUACUUGGUAAACAGGAAUUUUGGGUCCAAUGCUAAUGCGCCAGUCACUGCUACAUCGGAAGAUAGCAAAGUGGUUCUUACGCUCUACGGCAACGCACCGCAACCGAAACAACUAUUCUCUAGCUUACAGAUUCCAAUACAUAUUGAUGGAGAGUCAAUUUCUCAGCCUCUCCGCGAAGCCGGCCUACCAAAUGGGAUUACAACAACAAAAAUUGUUCCCAUGCAGCCCACGAGCUUGGUUGAUGAUAAGAAACGUUCCCAGACUCUAGGGGAGCUAUUCCCAACACCUCCAAACAUUCACCCCUUGAAACCUCCCAAGCUUUCCAAGAGCUCAUUGCCGACAUCAAUUGAAGGAUGGCACCAGCCAUUAGUUGCCGAUCCACGAAGCAAUAUCUACUCGAAGCAACCAGUUACUACUGGACAAUGGCUUGAUUAUAGCAAUACGUCAUCGCUCAGUCCAGAACGAAAACGCAUUAGAGGCGCAACCUCUAACGAAGAUGCUGAAGCGGAGCUUGACUCGAACGAAGUUGAUGCUGCCAAGUUGGAUGCUUUGUUUCGGAGUGCAUAUUCAGGAUUUGCGCCAACCAAAGAUGAUUCAAAAGCUAUCACCCCGGAAAAUGUCUUGAACAAGAUCUGGUGGCAACGCGUAGGUGAAAAGCGAUGGGGUGAUAUAGUUGGAAAGGCUGAGGGGCUGAGCGAUGGCUAUCCCUCAGAGCCAAGUACUGAUAGCUUAGCCUUCACUGAUGCGGAAAUGGAAGAACUUGAGCAAGCAGUGAAAGAAUCCCCCGAUGCCUCAAUAGAUCCUAACUUGAUGUCCGCCGAACUAAAGGUGGAGAAGACCACAGAAGAAAAGGACGUUGAGGAAAUACUGCAGGAAAUCUCUGAAUUGCUGGAGACACUCAACUCAUACCAAAGGAAUCGGCAUAUGUCUAACGCUACGGGGCGUCCUGUUGGCGUGUUUGAAGCAUCUGAAACUACAUUCAUAGGGACCCCUGCAAAGCCAGGUGAUUCAGAAGUGUCUACAUAUGAGAUCCUCAAAUCGCAGUUGGCAUUGAUGGUUGCCAUGUUACCGCCAUAUGCUGUUGCGAAGUUGAAUUCCGACCAAUUGGCGGAACUCAGCAUCAGCACAAAAAUUGAAGUUCCGUUGACCGAUCAAAAAGGUGUCAUGGAGGAAGACGAGAUGGCAGCUCGUGCAAAAGUGGCGGCAAUGAGUGCAGCGUCAAAUACACGCCCCACCACUAGCUCUUCCUUACACAGAAGCUCUUCGUCUGCUGCACUUUACGGCAAUCAGUACUCGUCUUCGCGACCAGCUCCAGCCUCUACUGGACAACAUUACGCUACUGCUCAAACCCCGAUCAGACCGCCGCCAAGUAAUUUGCAGCGUCCGCCUGCUACCGCGCCUGUGCCUACUUCCUACACCCAGCGUGCACCAUCGGCUCCAUCUUAUCGUCCAGCGGCUUAUCCGGGAGCUGCCUACCCGCAUCAGUUCAGAACGCCGGGUGCGGCGGCACCGCAAUAUGCUCAAACAAACGGCCAACAGCAACAGUAUCAACACAAUACGCCAGCUGCUUCCUAUACACGCCCUCCAACUCAACCAUACCAAAAUAUUCCACAGUCUACGCCUCAAGCGGUGCGAUAUCCAAGUCAACCACCAUACACUGCGCAGCAACAGCCAAUUCAAAAUGGUGCUGCGUAUCCUCAAGCUUACGGGAAUGGAGCACACGUUGGCCGACAGAGCUCGCCUCCAAAAUCCGUGUAUAAUCAGGCAAACCAUCUUUCUCAAUCUCAGGUCCGCCCUCCAUACUCAACCACUGCCGCUCCCAUUCUACCCCCGAAUGCCACGAGACACAUGCAAGGUCCAUUAGCCCAACCACCGGUCAUGAACAGCUCCUCUCAAUCACCCCAACCUCAGCCUCAGCAGGCUUUGCCACCGCAACCACAUCACCAAAACUCCUACAGUAACAUGAGUACUUUCCUGACUUCAGGCGAGCAACAGACUAUAAUUGACCGUCAGCGCGCACAAAUUGUGCAGCAACAAGGGACGCAACAUCAAGCUAGGAACUCCGCUCAAGCAGGUUCUCUAGGAUCACCACAGCCACAAAUUAAUGCCAACAGUGCCGUUGCGGCAGGGUUAUGAAGUAAUUAAUUUUAAUGGUGUAUACGUAGGGAUCUUACUAAGACGUUCAUGUCUGGAUAAUUCAUAGGAUGGUUGGUGCAAGUAUUGGGAGGAAAGAACCUCCUUCCAAGUCGAGCAUUUUUCUUCUUCAUACUUUAUGCACACAGUACUUUAAUUUUCAUGGAUGAAUGGCGUUUAUUAGGACUGCUCAACUGAGGAUGGAGCAUGGAUGGUAGGCAAGUAAAGGGAAGCAGUCAGGAAUGGCUAGAUAGAUGGCCUAUGAUCGAUACGUGUUCUUUUGGGGAUUAUAGGGCUGUACGUACAGCUUAUGUGUUGCGGGAGACAGUGUCAAAAACGUGUGUAAGAUUAUAGAUCUU
Molecule: messenger RNA, 3587 nt
Organism: Sclerotinia trifoliorum
Lineage: Eukaryota; Fungi; Ascomycota; Leotiomycetes; Helotiales; Sclerotiniaceae
Source: the annotation of a GenBank genome assembly